CGCACCUCAGCGCCAGCGCGGCGGCCACACAGGGGCCCCUCGGGGCAGCAAGGCCGGAGGGAGUCGCAGUCCCCGCACUAACGGCCCGAAGGAGGACGCGGUUCCCGCAGCCCGACCGGUAGGCGGGAUGUCGGUGGUGGGCAUUGACCUCGGCUUCCUCAACUGCUACAUCGCGGUGGCGAGGAGCGGCGGCAUCGAGACCAUCGCCAACGAAUACAGCGACAGGUGCACCCCGGCCUGUAUAUCUUUGGGACCAAGAACUCGAGCCAUUGGGAAUGCAGCUAAGAGCCAGAUUGUUACAAAUGUAAGAAAUACAGUUCAUGGAUUCAAAAAACUUCAUGGGCGAUCAUUUGAUGACCCCAUCGUACAAACUGAAAGAAUCAGGCUUCCCUAUGAGCUGCAGAAGAUGCCUAAUGGAAGUGCAGGAGUUAAGGUCCGGUACCUAGAAGAAGAAAGACCUUUUGCAAUUGAGCAAGUUACUGGAAUGCUGCUGGCUAAGCUAAAAGAGACUUCAGAAAAUGCUCUGAAGAAACCAGUGGCUGACUGUGUUAUUUCAAUUCCGAGCUUUUUCACAGAUGCCGAGAGAAGAUCUGUGAUGGCUGCAGCUCAGGUUGCAGGCUUGAAUUGUUUGAGGCUGAUGAAUGAAACUACUGCAGUUGCACUAGCAUAUGGAAUUUAUAAACAGGAUCUUCCUCCAUUAGAUGAGAAACCAAGGAAUGUUGUAUUUAUUGAUAUGGGACAUUCUGCCUAUCAGGUCUCGAUUUGUGCUUUUAACAAAGGAAAGCUUAAAGUGUUGGCUACUACCUUUGACCCAUAUUUGGGUGGCAGGAACUUUGAUGAGGCUUUAGUCGACUACUUCUGUGAUGAGUUCAAGACCAAAUACAAGAUAAAUGUGAAAGAAAACUCUCGGGCCUUGUUGCGUUUAUAUCAGGAAUGUGAAAAACUAAAGAAGCUAAUGAGUGCAAAUGCAUCAGAUCUUCCACUGAACAUUGAGUGUUUCAUGAAUGACCUUGAUGUUUCUAGUAAGAUGAACAGGGCUCAAUUUGAACAAUUGUGUGCUUCCCUCUUGGCCAGGGUUGAACCACCAUUAAAAGCAGUAAUGGAGCAAGCUAACUUACAACGUGAAGAUAUAAAUAGCAUAGAAAUUGUAGGAGGAGCAACACGAAUUCCUGCAGUGAAGGAACAGAUCACUAAAUUCUUUCUUAAAGACAUAAGCACCACUUUAAAUGCUGAUGAAGCCGUUGCCAGAGGAUGUGCCUUGCAGUGUGCAAUUCUUUCACCAGCAUUUAAAGUGCGAGAAUUUUCUAUAACGGACCUUGUUCCCUAUUCAGUCACAUUAAGGUGGAAGACUUCUUUUGAAGAUGGAACUGGGGAAUGUGAAGUAUUCUCUAAGAACCAUCCUGCUCCAUUCUCAAAAGUCAUAACUUUCCAUAAGAAGGAGCCAUUUGAACUAGAAGCAUUUUAUACUCAUUUGCAUGAAGUGCCUUAUCCUGAUCCAAGAAUUGGGAACUUUACUAUUCAGAAUGUUUUCCCACAAUCAGAUGGUGAUAGUUCUAAAGUAAAGGUUAAAGUUCGUAUGAACAUCCAUGGAAUCUUCAGUGUGGCUAGUGCAUCUGUAAUUGAGAAGCAAAAUUUGGAAGGCGAUCACUGUGAUGCCCCUAUGGAAACAGAAGCAUCUUUUAAGAGUGAAAACAAAGAUGAUGUGGACAAAAUGCAGGUUGACCAAGAAGAAGGAGGUCAUCAAAAAUAUCAUGCUGAGCACACCCCAGAAGAGGAAAUCGAUCAUACUGGGGCUAAAUCAAAGUCACCCCCCUCAGAUAAGCAGGACCGAAUAAAUCAGACUAUUAAAAAAGGAAAAGUCAAGAGCAUCGAUCUACCUAUCCAGAGUAGCCUGUAUAGACAGCUGACUCAAGAUCUUCUUAAUAGCUACAUUGAAAAUGAGGGGAAGAUGAUAAUGCAGGAUAAGUUAGAGAAAGAAAGAAAUGAUGCUAAAAAUGCUGUUGAAGAAUACGUCUAUGAUUUUAGAGACAGACUGGGCAAUGUCUACAAAAAGUUCAUCACUGCAGAAGACAUGAACAAACUGUCUGCAAUAUUGGAAGCCACAGAGAAUUGGCUUUAUGAAGAAGGAGAGGACCAAACUAAACAAGUUUAUGUGGAUAAGCUUCAAGAGCUAAAGAAAUAUGGCCAGCCUAUACAAAUGAAGUACAUGGAACAUGAAGAGAGACCAAAAGCUUUAAAUGACUUGGGAAAAAAGAUUCAGCUUGUCAUGAAAGUGAUAGAAGCAUACAGAAACAAGGAUGAAAAAUACGAUCACUUGGAUCCUGUUGAAAUGGAAAAAGUUGAAAAGUACAUCAGUGACUCCAUGAGUUGGCUGAACAGUAAGAUGAAUGCACAAAACAAAUUAAGUCUCACUCAAGAUCCUGUGGUAAAAGUGUCAGAAAUAGUUGCAAAGUCAAAGGAACUGGAUAAUUUCUGUAACCCCAUCAUUUACAAGCCCAAACCAAAAGUAGAAGUUGCUGAAGACAAAGCAAAAGCUAACAAUGAACACAAUGGAACAGUGGAUGGACAGAGUGGUACAGAAACUAUCCCAGAUACAACAAAAGACAGCUCACAGCGCACUAAAUCUGGAGAGAUGGAAGUCGACUAAGUUUUACUUUACCUUCAUGUAAUUCAAACAGUGCAAGCAACUACAGGGUCCAUUCAUCUUUUCUACCCGGUACACUACAUAUGUUCAGUUGUCCAUAACUACUUUUGUCAUUUGUUUUUUGGAAUAUUUUUGAAGUGUUCUGUAUUGAGUGCACCUCUGUUCAUUUCCAUUGCUGCUUAUGUGAAGCUUUAGCUGAAUAGAGAUUUGCAAAUCAGUUCAAGCUUUCCUCAUAUAUUUUGUAGCCAGUAUGCAGGAUUUGGAUAUAAUUGGCAGUCAUCUAUCUUUAAAGCCUCUACUUGCAUAGACCUCAGCUCCUUUAUUUAGGAAGGGUUACUGUAUUGCACUUUUUUGGCAGAAGCAUACAUUUAAUUGCAUCCUUAUUUUGAAAACAAAUUGAAAUUGAUGUGGUUUAAAGCCAUGGCACUGACCUUUCUCCAGUUACUGUAUUGUUCUAAUUUAAAUAUUAAAACAAAUGAGAGAUUCUGACAUAUUAGUCCAUCUCACUAAUGUACUAUGAGAGCUCCAAUUUUGUUGUCAUCAUAUCAAUGAGCUAAAUCACAUGGGGAAAGAGAAAGUCCAUAAUUUGAUGUUAAGAUGACACCAGCAUUUGCUGCUUUUAUGAGUAAUGUGGAUCGAUGUCUUCUCAGAGUAAUUCUUUUUCACUUGGAACUUUUGAUUUACUUAUCCUAAGACCAGCUGCUGCUAACCUAACGCUAAGCCUAUACCUUCAUGUUAUAGGGGAAACACUUUUACCUACUCAGACAUGCGUCUGUGACACUGACAGCUUUAGUGCAGUUUUAGUAGUUCUCUUGGUUUUCUUCAUUGAUUUUGUUAAUACCUUAACCUGGCAUAGUGAGAGAUGACAUAGCACAUUACAUAAUAUAUACAUAUAUACAUGAAUAUAUGAUUGAUUUAAUGUUAUAAUAUAGAUAAACACUAUUAAAUAAGCAGUAAUACUUGAAAAGGAGCACUUGUACCAUAAGUCUUAGGAAAUAAUGCUUGUAAUAAACUUAACUAUGUUACACAUCAAUAGGUAAAAUAUAUAAUGUUACAUAGUGUGCUAUAAUAUGAUGUGAUUAAAUUAUAGUUCCUGCUGUUAAAUUGCCUUUUGAAACUUUGGCUUUAGUUCUGGUGCUUCUUCAUUAAAUGGGAGAAAGCAUAGUACAC
Messenger RNA from Nannospalax galili (Upper Galilee mountains blind mole rat), 3814 nucleotides. It is a transcript of the gene Hspa4l, whose product is annotated as heat shock protein family A (Hsp70) member 4 like. Gene Ontology annotation, biological process: protein folding. Gene Ontology annotation, cellular component: nucleus; cytosol. NCBI's taxonomy places the organism in Eukaryota, Metazoa, Chordata, Mammalia, Rodentia, Spalacidae. Bases 128 to 2647 code for a protein of 839 amino acids. The record is from RefSeq and is a predicted model, not a curated record. Gene Ontology annotation, molecular function: ATP-dependent protein folding chaperone; ATP binding. The transcript has 20 exons.